Molecule: messenger RNA, 792 nt
Organism: Dentiscutata erythropus
Lineage: Eukaryota; Fungi; Glomeromycota; Glomeromycetes; Diversisporales; Gigasporaceae
Source: the annotation of a GenBank genome assembly
AUGCCCUGUCAUGUUGAUACGAUUGUAAAAAUAAACCAAAUACAACAAACUUACAAGAAUGAGACUAAAUUAACAAUAUAUGCAACUGGUACUUAUCCUGUCGAAAGUGAAGAUCACAAACUAGAAAUGGUCUUAUUCAUUCCGAUAAAUGAUGAGGAGAGAGAUCCCAACACACAAUCGAUUUUCAAAAAAAAUGAAUUUUAUUGUGUUAGUGGAAAAAUUGUGUUUGCAAACUUUAAUAACAACUUGAAACUAAAAAUGACAGUCACUUCUUCAACCCAUCUCACAAUUAAAAGAGACAUCGGUUCAAACAGAUGCCCAUUGAAAGCUUCGCUUGUUGGUAUCAUGCAAGAUAUGCCAACAGAAAUUGAUGAUGAAAACGCGAUAAUUAAUGUUCUAGUUGAAGAUUAUGCUGGACAAAAUUAUAGCUUCAUUAUUAAAAUAGUAUUUCCUUAUCGUAACACCAGAUUCAAACACUUGAUGAAUAAUACUCGAUCAACCGAAUCAAUGCUUUUUAUCGUAGAUCAAAUGGAAAUCAUUGAAAAAGAUCUAUACAUAUAUGCUGAAAAGAAUGAAUCUACAUCUAAUUUAACUAUUGGAAACUCUAAUUCAACAAGACAUACAAGGGUAGAGGAUGAAAAAGACGAUUACAUUGAAAAUAAUGGCAAAAAUAUAAAUAACUAUGAUGAUGAAAACAUAAACAAAAAUGACGAAUAUGAAAAAAUAAUUAACGAUGAAAAAAAAAGUCUACAUGCAAUUUUGAAAAACCAAACAAAGGCAAAGAAAAGAUGA